GCGGUUUCGAUAUUCGAAAGGAACAUUCCCGAGUCCACAACACUGAAGAAAAUCCUCCACUGCGCGAUUGGCGACACCAAUCAAAAUCGAGCGCCAACGACCCGAAUCUUCUUCUUCUUCUUCUUCUUCUUCUUCUUCCCAAAAUGUACUUAUAUGUAAAUGAAAUGCGUGCUGAGAAUCUCAACCAAAACAUUAUGCUGUUGGUUUAAUUAUCAACUAUCGUAUUGUGGUCUGAAUUCUUUCUUAUAAAAUUCAGCUGGUAUUUUAUCCAUAUUGAGAUCUGUAUGUGUAUCAUUCGUUUUUUAGCUCUCUCUCUCCGUCCAUUUGUACUCUGUGUAUCAAAAAAUUUUGGUCUUUGUUUUCUUUUGUUCUGAUUUAUUUGCUAAUUUUGGAUAACUAAGUUUCUCAUUUGCUAAUCCAAAAGUCUUUUUUUGUCAAAUCCUUUCAGUAAAUUAGCAUAUCAAAUUCAUGGGAAUUUAGGAAUUAAUGUACACUUGUUGAUCUUUUUUCAAAAGCAUAUUCACUGAGUACACGUCCUGCGUAACAGACUUAGGUGGAUAUCAAAAUUUAUGUUUUGGAAUGAGCUUCCUGCUAAAAGAAAGAUAUGACAUGAACUACGAAGGGAAGUAAGGAUAUCCAGCAAUCCAUUAGCGGUUGAAGAGCUAAUUGAUCGUAUAUCUUGGAUUGUUAGUGUUUUUGUUUCGGAAACAUGAUGACUUCUAAUUCAGCUAUAAGAAAACGAGGAAGGGGUCAAAACAAACGUUUCUGGACAACCAAAGAAGAUUCUGCAUUAGUUGAAUCAUUGCAAGAAUUAUAUCGCAACACCAAGUGGCGAGCUGAUAAUGGUUUCAAAAAUGGAUACUUAACCCAUAUAGAGGCAAUGCUGGAAGCUAAACUGCCGGGUUGUGGAAUACAAGCGUCUCCUCACAUUGAAUCACGAGUUAAGACAUUGAAGAAAAAGUAUUGUGCCUUAACCGAGAUGUUAUCUCAAGGUGGAUUUAGUUGGGAUGAUAAACAAAUGAUGUUGGUUUGCAAUAGAAGUGUAUAUGAUGAAUGGGUGAAGAAAAGAAGGGAUGCAAGUGGACUGUAUAGCAAGCCAUUUCCAUUCUACCAUGUUUUGCGGGAGAUAUAUGAAAAAGGUCGUCAUACUGGUACAAAUGUUGGCAAUGAUGAUGAUGAUGAAGAGGACAUUAGGCAAGAGGAUGCAAACAUUGAUCAAACUCAUGGCGGGGACGAUGAUUUGGGUGAAAAUGUGAUUCUGAAUGCGGAUACGAAUAUAGAAUCAGAGUCUGAAGGGAUGGAACAGUUUGAUGUAUCAUUUAGUACCCAACAACGAAGGCCUGCACAAAGUACCCCAAGUGUUUCAGAUCCCGGUCGCAGGGUGAAAGCAAAGGUAAUGGAGGAGGUGACAAAGAAUUUUGGGAGUAUGGCAGCUUCGGUACAAGCGAUGACGUCUAAGAUUGAUGCUCUGAUUAAAGUUCUUUCAACUGAUAAACAAGUGGCUGAAUUGCAAGCUAAACUUGACGGUGAGUUGAGCAAAAUUGAAGGCCUUACCGGAUUGCAAGUCUUUAGAGCGAUAAAUAUACUGGCCACUAAUCAUGACCUGCUGAGAGUGUUCUUUACCAUGUCCGAGGAAAGGAAAAAGGUAUACAUUACGCAUCUGUUAGAGCAUGGCUUAUGAAGGAUAAUUAUGCAGUCGCGUUUAAUCUUCUAGUCAAUUGUAAUCAUAUAUUUGGUAUAAAACGGUAUGACUGAAACAUUAUUGGCGCUGCUUAUUAGUGACGAUUGUGACAGUAAUCUUUGUCAUAAUUGAUCUAAAUUUUGAAAUCGAAAGAGCUUAGAUGCCAAAGUGCUUUUGGAGAAGUAA
This is a messenger RNA of Pyrus x bretschneideri (Chinese white pear), 1867 nucleotides long. RefSeq lists its product as uncharacterized. NCBI's taxonomy places the organism in Eukaryota, Viridiplantae, Streptophyta, Magnoliopsida, Rosales, Rosaceae. The transcript is spliced from 5 exons. Bases 710 to 1681 code for a protein of 323 amino acids. The record is from RefSeq and is a predicted model, not a curated record.